AUAAAAAAAGAAAUUGGAAAAAUAAAAAAAUGAAGUAAGAAAAAGGAGAAAUUAAUGGCAGACGGCGUUAGGACAAAGAAAAAGAGAACGCCUUUCUAGGGUUUGGUUUAUGAACGCUCCGCCGUAAGAAUUGUCCUCCGCCGCCGCGUUUUCCCGUCGAUUCAGAACAGAAGGAUUAUUGCUUUUGCCAAUCUGUAUCAAUAUCCGUUUGAUUAUCCUUGUAAUUUCGUGUAAAAACCAUUCAAGGUUUCAGCUUCUUCCCUCGUUCUUUAGGGUUUAGAUUUGAUUUGGGGUUGGGAUGAGUAGUCCGUUCAGUGAAGAGAUACUGAUUGAUAACCUCGCUAAGCUCAACAGCACUCAACAAUCCAUCCAAAGUAUCCUUUUUAUUAUUAUUCGAAUUCAUUGCCUCAAUUGAAUACAUCUCUGUGUUUUGGAUUAGCUCAUUCACAUUGGUGUGUCUUCAUUUGAUUGAACCUCUUACUGUAUGCUUAAAUGUGUUUGCUUUUGUAUAUUGCAAUCCUGAUUGUUUGGUCCUUGACCAUUUGUUUUGUUGGGAUAAGCUUUGUCACAGUGGUGUAUAGUCCAUCGUAGUGAAGCUGAGCUGGUUGUUACGACAUGGGAGAAACAGUUUCACAGUACACAGAUAGGUCAGAAAGUGCCUCUCUUGUACCUUGCUAAUGACAUUCUUCAGAACAGCAAGCGUCAGGGUAAUGAGUUUGUGCAAGAGUUCUGGAAAGUUCUCCCUGGUGCUCUCAAAGAUAUUGUUUCCUUGGGAGAUGACUAUGGAAAAGGCGUGGUUUCGCGAUUGGUUAAUAUAUGGGAAGAGAGAAGAGUCUUUGGAUCCCGUUCAAAGAGUCUUAAAGAUGUAAUGCUCUCAGAAGAAGCUCCACCACCACUUGAUGUCAGUAAAAAGCGAUUUCGGGGAUCUAAAUCUGCAAAACGAGAUUCAAAAUCUACCAAAACGAAAUUAUCAAGUGGAGGUGUGUCCGAGAAGAUAGUAUCUGCAUUCAAUUUGGUUCGUGCAGAGAACUCAAAUGAAGAGACAGAGAUGAACAAAUGCAAGUCUGCCGUUAGACGUAUCAGAAAGAUGGAGAAAGAUGUUGAAGAUGCUUGCUCCACUGCAAAAGACCCGAGGAAAGAAUCAUUGGCAAAAGAAUUGGAAGAGGAAGAAAACAUUCUGAGACAAUCUGUUGAGAAACUUAAAUCUGUUGAAGAAAGUAGGACAUCUCUCGUAAAUCAUCUUAGGGAAGCGCUACGGGAACAGGAAUCUGAAUUGGAGAAUCUUCAAUCUCAGAUACAGGUAGCACAAGAACAAACCGAAGAAGCCCAAAACAUGCAGAAACGGCUCAAUAACGAAACACCGGUUAACAAUAACAACGGAACAUCUGGUCAAUCAGCGAAAAUCACUCCUGCCUCAAUCGCUGCAAUGGCGGAAAUGCUAACCUCAUCAACAAACUCAUCAAUGAUUAUGCAUUCUGUCCUCUCUUCAUUUGCAGCCGAAGCUACACAAACUUCUGGUCUAACCAAAUCAAACACCUCAGACACAAAUGCAUUUGUUGUUCCUCCAAAUCCUCAGCAGUAUCACAUAAUACCAAAUCCAGCCGCAUCACAACAGUUUCCUUAUGGAUUUGGUAACAUUCCAUUAAUGCCACCUGGAGCACUGCCGCCACCGCCGCCUGGAACGUUGCCGCCGCAUAUGAUGAAUAAUAACAACCAACCAAAUGCAGCUCAGCAACAAGCGCAACAAGGUCAGAGUUUUCAUCCACCGGGUAUGAUGUAUUUUGGACCUCCACACCAUUCUUAAGGUUAGUAAAAACAAACCAAAAAAUCCAAUUAGUUCUAGUAUUAGAUAGUUUCUGACCCACUUUAUUUUAUUUCAUGUAACGCAUAUUGUAGAAAGUAGAAACGAGAUCUUUUGUCUUACAAAUCUUGUACCUUGAGCUGUUUAGUCAAUUUUUCUUCUUUGUAACAUAGUUAGACUUCUAUUGUGUAUCUGCGUUACAUUUAUAUCUAGUAUGCGUUUGUUUCA
Arabidopsis thaliana (thale cress) is the source of this 2029-nucleotide messenger RNA. RefSeq names its product ENTH/VHS family protein. Lineage: Eukaryota; Viridiplantae; Streptophyta; Magnoliopsida; Brassicales; Brassicaceae. Bases 869 to 1804 code for a protein of 311 amino acids. The record is from RefSeq and is marked reviewed. The transcript has 6 exons. Gene Ontology annotation, cellular component: nucleus.